AUGCAUUCACGUAUAAGGCCAUAUAAGGUAUUACAGAAAGAAAAAGCUAGUGAAAAUAAUAAUAGUAACAAUGAAAAAGAUACUAAUAAAGAUAUAAAGGAAUAUAAAGCUCAUCAAGAUGAUAAUAAAAAACGUAUUAAUGAAAAGAUUAAGAAGAAUAUACAAUUAGGGAAUUAUGAACAUAUUAAAAGAUUCAUUAAUAGGGAAAAUGAAAGGUCUGAGAGAAGAAUGAUAAAUCAAACAAAUUAUAAUUCAGAUAUCAGCUAUUAUGAUGUACACAGUAAACAACAAUCAAAACGUAAUGAAGAAUAUAAAAGUGCGACUAUAUUAGAAAAGGAAAAAAAUACAUUGAUAUCUCUAAUAAAAAAAGAACAACGUUGUGUAAAAAAGAAAAAAAUUAUAAUUAGGCAUUUACCCCCAACUUUAAGCGAAAGCCUUUUUUUUGAUUCUUUUCCAAAUAAUAUGAAAGAUGAGUUAGAUUAUUAUUAUUAUGUUAAUGGAAGUAUUGGAAAACAUUCUGGUGACGAUAUCACUUAUUCAUGUAUGUAUUUAUCUUUUAAGGAUGAUUUAAAAACAGAGGAAUUUAUAAAGACACAACAUGGAAAAUACUUUUAUGACUUAAACGGCGUUAAAUAUAAAGCAGUUGUGUCAUACGCACCAAAUCAAACAUUAAUAUACAAAAACAAAUCUGAUGAUAUUAAUAAUACCCUUGAAUCAGAUGCUUAUUUUUUAAAAUGUUGUGAAGAAAUGAAUAAUUCAACUCAACCCCUUAAAAAAGAUAUAGAUUAUUAUGAUUUAAUUAAUGUAGAAAAAGAAAAUGGUGCUAUUUUAUCUCCUGUAGUUGUAGCAUUAAGAAAUAAGUUUAGAGAUAGGAACAAAAUGAAAUAA
This is a messenger RNA of Plasmodium malariae, 888 nucleotides long. It is a transcript of the gene UPF3B, whose product is annotated as regulator of nonsense transcripts 3B, putative. Gene Ontology annotation, molecular function: mRNA binding. The transcript has a single exon. NCBI's taxonomy places the organism in Eukaryota, Apicomplexa, Aconoidasida, Haemosporida, Plasmodiidae. Gene Ontology annotation, biological process: nuclear-transcribed mRNA catabolic process, nonsense-mediated decay; positive regulation of translation. The coding region runs from base 1 to 888 and encodes 295 amino acids. Gene Ontology annotation, cellular component: nucleolus; cytoplasm. The record is from RefSeq and is a predicted model, not a curated record.